Molecule: messenger RNA, 634 nt
Organism: Anopheles cruzii
Lineage: Eukaryota; Metazoa; Arthropoda; Insecta; Diptera; Culicidae
Exons: 2
Coding region: 16-576 (186 amino acids)
Source: RefSeq, a predicted model, not a curated record
CAUCAGCACUACACUAUGCUUACAGCUCGAAACGGAUCUCGUUGGAAAGUCUUCCUAACGAUCGCAUUGAUUGGGCUGUGCAAUGGAGCUUUGGCGCAGCAGUACGACGUUCACCUGGAUAACGUGGAGCGUUUGGAGGGCAGCGAGAACUACUUCUCGUACAACUACACGACCGAAAAGAUCUCCGAAAUGAAACUUAAGUUCUCGGCCCACAUCCAGCAGCACAAAGAACUGGACGACAGCUACUCGGUGGUGGCACUGAUAUCGCGGGCCGAUCUCGCUGAAGGCAGCGAGUACGAAGUGGUGAUGGACUUGAAGAAACCGCUCUGCGAGUGGAUGAAAACGAUCUACAAGACGUACUUCUACGAGGAGCUGGAACCGCUGAGCAAUUUGCCACACUUUGACACCUGCCCGCUUCCGGCGGCUGAGUACUGGCUGAAGGACUACGUACUGGACACCGAACCGUACAAGGAGAUGAUGCAGGAGGGCCGAUGGAAGGUUGAGAUGAAGCUCAUGAAGGGAGACGAGGUGUGCUCGGGAGUUAUUACCACGACCACCGUCAAACCGGUAGCUUAGCACUGCACGUUUGGGUAUGCCGCUCGAAGUCUCGAAAUAAAUUCCUUGUAGUACAUGA